GUCCUCACACAAUACCCCGCUGGAGGCAAACAGUGAUGGCAGGAGUUGCAACUAAGUUGUCCAAAGAGAGAGCUGUAUUAGAAGGGCUUGGCUCCAAUGGGAAGGCAGUGAAGUAUUUAAAUCAGGAUUAUGAGACUCUCAGGCAGCAGUGCUUGCAGUCUGGCACUCUGUUUAAGGAUGAAGAAUUCCCAGCCGGUCCUUCGGCCCUGGGCUAUAGGGACUUGGGGCCGUAUUCUCCUAAAACGCAGGGUAUUGUCUGGAAGCGACCCACGGAGUUAUGUACCAAUCCUCAGUUUAUAGUUGGAGGAGCCACUCGGACAGACAUUCGCCAAGGGAUCCUGGGUGACUGCUGGCUCCUAGCAGCCAUUGCAUCUCUUACCUUGGAUCAAGAAAUCCUGCAUCGAAUUGUUCCCAAAGAUCAGAGCUUCCAGAAGAACUACGCUGGGAUCUUUCAUUUCCAGUUCUGGCAGUUUGGGGAGUGGGUGGAUGUUGUUGUUGAUGACAGGCUGCCCACCAAAAACGGGCAGCUGCUCUUCCUUCACUCGGAGGAAGGCAAUGAGUUCUGGAGCGCCCUGCUGGAGAAGGCCUACGCUAAAUUGAAUGGCUCAUAUGAGGCUCUCACAGGAGGCUCCACUACAGAAGGGUUUGAGGAUUUCACGGGUGGCAUCGCUGAGUCUUAUGAUCUGAGGAAGGCCCCACCAAACCUAUAUCAGAUCAUCCAGAAGGCCCUGCAAGCUGGGUCAUUGCUUGGCUGCUCCAUUGAUAUCACCAGUGCAGCUGAAACUGAGGCUAUCACAAGUAAGAAAUUGGUAAAGGGCCAUGCUUACUCUCUCACUGGAGCAGAAGAGGUAAACUACCGUGGGCGCCCAGAGAAGCUAGUCAGGAUUAGAAAUCCCUGGGGUGAAGUGGAGUGGACCGGAGCCUGGAGCGAUAAUGCUCCAGAAUGGAAUUAUAUUGAUCCCAAACAAAAACAGGCUCUGGAUAAGCAAGCAGAUGAUGGAGAGUUUUGGAUGGCAUUCUCAGAUUUUCAAAGACAGUUUACACGGCUUGAGAUCUGCAACUUGACUCCUGACACCCUGACGAGUGACAAGGUCCAUAAAUGGGGUCUGACCUUAUUCAGUGGUCUGUGGAGACGGGGUUCUACUGCUGGUGGCUGCCAGAACUAUCCAGUGACGUACUGGACCAAUCCUCAGUUUAAAAUCAAGCUGGAUGAGCCAGAUGAUGGUGAUGAAGGAUGCACUGUGCUGGUGGGCCUGAUGCAGAAGAACCGCAGGAGAGAAAAGAAGAUGGGGGAAGCUCUACUCAGUAUUGGCUAUUCUCUCUAUCAGGUCCCUAAAGAGCUGCAAAAUCACACAGAUAUCCAUCUGAGCCGAGAUUUCUUCACAACCCACCGACCAGUAGCCCGGUCUGACACCUACGUUAACCUGCGCGAAGUCUCCGGCCGUCUCAAACUGCCCCAAGGAGAGUACCUCAUUGUGCCAUCCACAUUCGAGCCUUUCAAAGAUGGAGAGUUCUGCCUUCGAGUUUUCUCUGAGAAACAGGCUAAAGCUCAGGAAAUCGGUGAUGUAGUGGCUGCAAAACCAUAUGAGCCUCAUGUUGAUGACAAGGGCAUAGAUAAGGAGUUCAAGAGCCUGUUUCAGAAGCUUUCUGGAGAGGACUGUGAAAUGACUGCAAAUGAACUUCAAACUGUUCUGAAUAGAGUGUUAGCAAAGAGGGCAGACAUUAAAAGUGAUGGAUUCAACAUAAACACCUGCAGAGAGAUGAUCAGUCUCUUAGAUACCGACGGGACUGGCACCUUGGGACUUGUAGAAUUCAAGAUACUUUGGCUGAAGAUUCAAAAAUAUUUGGAGAUCUAUAAGAAAGUGGAUACAGACUAUUCUGGUACCAUAGAUGCUCAUGAGAUGCGAAAUGCCUUCAAGGAAGCAGGUUUCACUCUCAACAAUAAGGUGCAAAACAUCAUUGCUCUCCGCUAUGCCUGCGGCAAGAUGACCAUUGACUUUGACGGCUUUGUGGCCUGCAUGAUCCGCCUAGAGACUCUCUUCAAAAUGUUCCAGCUCCUAGACAAAGACAAGAAUGGAGUCAUCCAGCUCUCUUUGGCUGAGUGGCUGUGCUGCACAAUGGUUUGAGCUGUUGCAUCUGAAUUGAGUACAGAUCCCCGUGACUCUUGCAAACGUGUUAUGAUUUUCAUAUGCCUGGAAACUUGGAAGAUAUUUAUUUCCUGUGUAUCUGAGUGACUCUCAAUCUGCUGCUCCCCUCUUACAGAGAGAAAAAAUCCUGUUUCAAUCACCAGCAACUUAUUUCAAGCCAAAAUGAAAAUAAAAUGAUUCCCUGCCGUUUGGAAAACAAACACUGCAAUGAUACAUUAAAAAACAAACAAACAAAAAAACCUUUUCUUUUUUCUGCCUGGGGACUGGGGAGUAUUUUUGUGUCAUGCUGAAAUGUCAUGAAUUACAAUUACCACAGAUAGGCCCAAAGGGCAGAACUUAGAUUCAAAUUCCAGCUCCACCCAAGAUUCAGCAGUGUUCAGAUCCAAACAGCUGGUCUGGACAGAAAGGGAGAGAAAGGGUCAGCUACAAAAUUUGUAUCAGAUUCUGAAGCAUCCACCCAUAUCCUGAAUUUGAAUCUAGGAGUUUGGUUUGGGCCCAUUUCUAAAGACUUUGUUUAGUGACCUGGUUUAGUCUAUUCCAUUUAGGUUCUUAUAGUAUAACACCUGAGUGCCUUCCAGAUUGAGAAUAAACAAGGAGGAUAGCAUCUGUCAUUUGAGUUUUAGUGAGCAGGAGAAGGAGGAGGGAAUCUGAAGGCCCUUUUUAUGGCUCUUUUGUAUGUUUUCAAGUAGGAGGAGAGGGCAAGGUGGUAAGGAAAGAUGUGAUUUGUGCUCUCAGUAGGCACAUUGGUUGAUAACAAACCUGGUCAGUGAUCCACAUACAGGCCCAAAACCAAAUAUUUACAUUUAAUAGGUAGAAAAGGGGAGUGUGCAGCCUGGGAAGGAGUCCUAUUAGCUCAUCACACUAGAAACCUGAAAGAGCCUGCAGGAUGGUUUGCAACUUCAGCUGGAGGUAAAGUUUCCAAACAUGGAAUCACUGGAGGAGCCUGUUUUUGAAACUGAGGCCUGCAACCCACACACAAGCAAAUGCACCACAGUGACAGAGGAUGCAGCUUCUUUAGAAUCAGUGGAGUUGCUUCUGCUUAGAAGUUUGGCUCUUGGUCACUAAAUUAAAGAUCCUCUUAAAGCUCCAGCGUCCUGGACAAGUUCUAGUUUGAAUAACUACAUUCUGCCGGACUAUAUUCUGCAGCUUCAUUUGGAGAAGUUAUUUUCCAUUCUCCUUCUUAACUGUCAUCACACUAAUAAAUCUGAUCUAUAGCAUUGCUAGCACAGAACAGCUGCCAUGCUCCAUCCCAGAGGUGGCUGUGUUUUAGUGAUGUGAAUGAACUCUAUACAGUAGGCACAGGGCAAAAUUCUUCUCUCUCACUGAAGUGGGGAUCUCUGCUGCCUGCAAUAUUCAGGAGUUGUUUGACACGGGAACACCAUUCUCACAAUAAGGGCAAAAUUAGCAUUUAGUGAGCUGCU
This is a messenger RNA of Mauremys mutica (yellowpond turtle), 3568 nucleotides long. RefSeq names its product calpain-8-like. The transcript is spliced from 21 exons. Gene Ontology annotation, biological process: proteolysis. The record is from RefSeq and is a predicted model, not a curated record. The coding region runs from base 36 to 2126 and encodes 696 amino acids. Lineage: Eukaryota; Metazoa; Chordata; Testudines; Geoemydidae. Gene Ontology annotation, cellular component: cytoplasm. Gene Ontology annotation, molecular function: calcium-dependent cysteine-type endopeptidase activity; calcium ion binding.